AUGGCAGCAGCUGGCAUGGGACAUCUCGAAGUGGUCAAGUUUCUAUACGAACAUGGCGCAGCUGCCGAUAUUCACACCACGACCGAUGAUGGCGUCACUCCAAUCAUGGCAGCAGCUGGCAUGGGACAUCUAGAAGUGGUCCAGUUUCUAUACGAACAUGGAGCAGAUUCCGAUAUUCAUUACACGACAAAUGAUGGCAGGAGUCCAUUGUAUGCGGCUUCUAGUUCGGGCCAUCUGCAAGUGGUCAAAUAUCUGUACAAGCACGGAGCAGCUGUCGACAUGCACACCACCACAAAGUAUGGCGCGACUCCAAUCUUUGUAGCAUCCGAGAAAGGCCAUCUCGAUGUGGUCAAGUUUCUAUUCGAACAUGGAGCAGAUGCUGACAUCCAUACCACGACCAAGGAUGGCUGGACUCCAAUCUUUGUAGCAUCAGGGAACGGCCAUCUCGAAGUGGUUCAAUUUCUGUACGAACACGGUGCAGAUACGGACAUUCAUACCAGGACAAAGCAUGGCUGGACUCCAUUAUAUGCGGCCUCAACUUUUGGCCAUCUUGAAGUCGUUAAGCUUCUAUAUGAACAUGGAGCAGAUGCCGACAUUCACACUACCACAAAGGAUGGUUGGACUCCAUUGUGUGCGGCUUCAUAUUUGGGCCAUCUCGAAAUUGUCAAGUUUUUGUACCAGCAUGGAGAUGAUAUCGACAUUCAUACAAUGGCAGAGGAUGGCUGGAUAGAAGUCAUACAAUAUCUACUGGCCCGGGGGGCUGUGGCUGACACCGUGGACCGGUAUGGUUCAACGCCAGUUUUUGCGGCUGUAAGAAACGGGCAUCAGAUGGCUGUUGCAUAUUUUCUUUGCUUUCAGGCCGCUUACGUUCAUUUUGAAGACGGUUUUGGUCAGACCUUGCUCUGGUGGGCCAAAAAAAGUGGGAAUACACAACUCCUCAAGGACGUCAUACAAUUUGCUCGAAUGCGAGGCAUCAAAAUCUGCGACGAUGAUUUGAUUUAG
Molecule: messenger RNA, 1002 nt
Organism: Penicillium arizonense
Lineage: Eukaryota; Fungi; Ascomycota; Eurotiomycetes; Eurotiales; Aspergillaceae
Product: ankyrin repeat domain-containing protein
Exons: 1
Coding region: 1-1002 (333 amino acids)
Molecular function (GO): protein binding
Source: RefSeq, a predicted model, not a curated record